Molecule: messenger RNA, 744 nt
Organism: Puccinia triticina
Lineage: Eukaryota; Fungi; Basidiomycota; Pucciniomycetes; Pucciniales; Pucciniaceae
Exons: 1
Coding region: 1-744 (247 amino acids)
Source: RefSeq, a predicted model, not a curated record
AUGGGAAACUUACCCUUUGCAAACAUACACAACUUUGAUGAUCUCUGGAGCAAUCAGUACAACAGUUCUCGAGAAGUAGAUCCAACGUCAAAGCUCCCAGUCAAGAAAUCAAUAUUCAGAAAGAGGAAGGUUCCUGACGCUGAGAAUGGCGCACUGGAGGCUUUCCAGAGGGAACUGGUUGAUGAAUUUGCCGCACUUUACUACUCGCGGUUCCCCACUUCAGCAAUGGUCCAGGCAAGCGACCGCUUUGGCAAGAUUGACGCCGAGGCAAUUGGGGCUUACUUACAUCAAAUCAAUUCAAAAGAAGAACUACGUAUUAUAAUUGGCGGGGAAUUCUUUGACGGGCAGUUGGAUUGGUUGAUGGAGCGAAUCAAUAUCUACAACGCAGUGAUUCGGGAUGAAAUUCAGACGGGCCAGGCUACCAGGGCUAAGAAGCCAAGGCUGCAAGGAGUAAAAGCUAGUGUUCAAGAGCAAGAUCUUGGCCAACCGUCGGUAACAAGACAAGAAUCAACAUCUAUUUCAGCACCAAAGAAGCUAACUAAAAAACAAGCGGAAACCCUAGAGCGGCGGCGUAUUUCUUCGGAAAGAACGGCGGCAACGAAGCUAGAGAUGGAUAUGAAAGAGAAAAGAAAACUUCAGAUCGCGGCAAUCAUGGCGGAGGGGCGAGCAGCAAGCAAUACCUUAGGAAGUUACAUGUUAUCCGAUAUUUCCCCGUCGUCUUCCGAAUCAAGAUCCCCAUCAUGA